AUGUCAUUUUCAAGGAUAAUAGAAUUGGCAAUUCUAACGACUGUCAUGUUUUUGACAUCGUUUAUUGCGGGUGUAUUGCCUUUAAAGUUGACAAUCUCACCAACAUACUUGAAAUAUCUAUCAUUACUAGCCAUGGGAAUUUUGGUCGGGACAGCCAUGUUGAUCAUUCUACCAGAAGGUAUUGAAAUGUUAAGUACAUCAACUCAGAAUAUUUCCAGAUUUGUGGGGUUCCCUAUUUUGAUUGGAUUUGUAACUAUGUUCACAAUUGACAAUGUAUUUUCAGGUCAUUCCAGUGAUAACAAACGUAAUUGCAAUUUGAAAGAUUCCAUUUUUGGAUCUUCAUUAACUCUUGGUAUGAUCUUCCAUGGAAUUGUUGACGGUAUUUCUUUAGGAUCAUCAUUUGCUGGUGGUACAGCUAUUCCCUUAAUAAUUUUCACCGCAAUUAUUAUUCAUAAAAUCCCGACAAGUUUUAGUUUAUCUACAAUUCUAUGCCUGGAAGGCAUUCCUGAUUCAAAAUUAUUCUGGCAUAUAUUACUUUUUGCAUUACUGAGUCCAAUUGCUACUUGGAUAACAUAUAUAAUUAUUAGUUUAAUUGAUGUAAACACUGACGUGGUUGUGGGGAUUUUGUUUUUAUUCUCCGCUGGUAACUUCUUAUUUAUAGUCAACCAUGUCAUGAGUGAUUUUACAUCUGGAGAUUUCCAGGUAUUACCUACAAGUGUGGAAAGUGAAGCAAAUACCGUGGUUAGUAAUCAAUCACAUUCUAAAAUUUCUAAAUUGGAGUUUUCACUAGUAAUAACUGGAAUUUUAAUCCCCGCUGUACUUAGCUUCGUAAAGGAAUAA
Molecule: messenger RNA, 840 nt
Organism: Candida tropicalis MYA-3404
Lineage: Eukaryota; Fungi; Ascomycota; Pichiomycetes; Serinales; Debaryomycetaceae
Product: Mn(2+) transporter
Exons: 1
Coding region: 1-840 (279 amino acids)
Biological process (GO): transmembrane transport; zinc ion transport
Cellular component (GO): membrane
Molecular function (GO): metal ion transmembrane transporter activity
Source: RefSeq, a predicted model, not a curated record